Molecule: messenger RNA, 3998 nt
Organism: Baudoinia panamericana UAMH 10762
Lineage: Eukaryota; Fungi; Ascomycota; Dothideomycetes; Mycosphaerellales; Teratosphaeriaceae
Exons: 2
Coding region: 164-3685 (1173 amino acids)
Biological process (GO): positive regulation of establishment of bipolar cell polarity regulating cell shape
Cellular component (GO): plasma membrane of growing cell tip
Source: RefSeq, a predicted model, not a curated record
UUGCUGAGUCUACACUUAACACCUCCCGUUAUUGCAACAAAUUGCAACACUCCGCACACGACCUGAAACUGUCAAUCCCCAUAUCCACACACCACUCACUACAUGCGACAAGUCUAUCCCGGGGUAUUGUUUCCAGUCGCGCGAUAGUGGUCGUCAACAACACAUGCGGAGCAUCCUCUCCCAGCUGCUGGCCAUCGGCCCGGAGCUCGCAGCUUUCAUCCUCACAUCCCCCAUCCUGCACAUCCGCACCGCACACGCCGUCACCCAAUCGUCAAUCCCGUCACCGAACCUCGACCUCACCUCCCUCGGCCGCGUGGCGAUCGCCGGCGACUUCGACAGCAUCUCCCUCUACACCUUCGCCGGUCAGAACGAGAACAUCUUCAACACCAAUGGCAGUCAGUCGCUGCUCACCCGCUACCCCAAUGGCGCAUUUCAAUCCCUCGGACUGGCCGACGCCUACAUUCGCACCAUGUGUCCGUUCAUACAAAAAGACGGCUCCCUAGCAGGCGUGGUCGUGGGCGGCAACUUCACCAGCUUGGGCGGGGUGGAAGCGCAGAGUAUCGCGCUAUGGAAUCCGAACACGACGCAGAUCACCGCCUUGCCCGGUCUUAGUGGGAGCGUGAGCGCCGUGUACUGCGACGACAGUUCGGGCACGGUAUACGUGGGCGGGAUGUUCAUGGGUGGAAACUCGACGAAUGCGAUUGCGUGGACGACCGGGUGGACGAAUCUACCGUUCGCCGGGUUUAAUGGACCCGUGACUUCGAUUACGAAGAACGCGGCGGGGAAUAUCGUGUUUGGGGGGGAUUUCGAUGGGUUGGGGAAUGCGACGACGCCGCAGCAGCCGGAUGGGCAGGUGGUUAAUCUUGGUUCCGCGAGGAUUACGACGGAAGGUACGACGGCCGUUGCCGCCUAUUCGAACCCGAGCAGUAUUAUCUGCAAUACGGGGCAGAGUAGUAGUUGGCUAUUAGCGGAUGAUACGACGGGGUACUGGCAGGGCAACUUCUCGUUCGGCUUCAACCCGACGAAGCUACGGCUCUACAACACGCAACAAGAUGGUCGCGGGACCCGGCAGUUCUACUUCCAAAUCCUCAGUACCGGCGGCAUACUCAACUUGGACUACUACGACGCAAACGGACAACCUCAGUCCUGUUCUGCACCAUGUCCGCUCGCCAACAACGCCAGCGCUCAGGACUUCCACUUUGUCCCGCCUGUCGGCAUGAACGCCUUUCGCAUCGUCAUUACCGGGUGGUAUGGUGCCGGAGGUGGCUUGAGCGGUAUCGAGAUGUUCCAGGACGAUAUCUACUCGUUCGCCGUCAAUGACUUCAACGAACCGCAAUGCGACAGCGUCAGUACGGGCUCCAGUGCGACUGCCUACCCAGCAUCCGGUGUUUGGACUCGCCGGGCGAAUAACGGCAACACCAGCUCCGACUAUCUCUCCGCCUCGCUCAAUGCAACAUCGCAGAUCGGCCCAAGCACGUCGGUAGUGUUUAGCCCGGACAUCAGGCAAUCGGGCAAUUACUCCAUCAUGCUCUACACCCCCGGCUGCAUCCAGGAUGAUAGCUGUAGCUCGCGUGGACUGGUCAACAUCACGACUGCCGUAGUCUCGAAUCAGCAGCCUUCCUCCACCACGCUGUACCAGACGAACAACUACGACAAAUACGACCAAGUCUACUACGGCUAUGUGGACGUUGACACGGAUUCGUUCAAGCCUACUGUCACCCUGACACCUCUAGCAUCGCAAGGGGCUCCAUUGACAGUAGUAGCCCAGCGUGUCCGCUUCGAGCUCAUCACCACCACCGGCGGCCUGAACGGCUUAUUCGAAUACAACCCCAACAUCGCAACCGUCAGCACCGAUUUCUCCAGCUCCGCCAUCAACGCCGCCGGCGCCUCCCUAAACGCCGGCGCCCAAGUAAACAUCGUCCAACCCAUCGGCUCCGCCCUUUACAUCGCCGGCAGCUUCACCGACCCCAACGCCAACAUCUCCAAUAUCAUGUCCAUCAACCAAAACGCCACCACCGCCUUACCGAACGGUGGUCUAAACGGCGCCGUGCAGACGCUCUACCGUAAUGGCACAGUCAUGUACAUGGGCGGAAACUUCACCAACGUUGCUCAAUCUUCCAUCCCGGGUCUCGCCAACCUCGCUGCUUUCGACACUGCCAACAACAGAUGGACUCCCCUUGGCGCCGGCGUAAACGGGCCAGUCACCGCCCUUGUUGAACUGGCCCUCAACGUCACCGAGGGGAAUCUAGAAGACUGUCUCAGCGUCAACGGCAUCUUCACCUCCGUCAAUGGCUUCGCCAGCAACGCCGCUUCCGCCUCGAACGGUUUCGCGAUCUGGGUCCCGGGACGCAACAACUGGUUACACAAUAUCCCUCAAAGCGAUAUCUCGAUUCAGGGACAAUUGACGACGAUGACGCAAGUCCCCGGUUUCACGCCUUUGUACGCGGGUCAGAUUAGUAGUCAGGCUGUUGGACUCAGUGGGGCGGUGGAGUUGGUGGGGAGUGGGCAGCCGGCGCUGCAGAGUCUGGGUUUGAGGGUUGUACCUGGUGGUGGCUCGAGUGGGAGCAAUUCGUCGGCGAUGAGGAAGAGGGCAAUCAGUUCGAGUUCGAAUUACACGGGUGUGUAUCAGGGCUUGUUUCACGGGGAGAGUGGGCUGAACAUCACCAUCCUUGCCGGACGCUUUGAGGCGACGACUAGUAAUGGCUCUACGGUCAGCAACCUGGUGUUCCUCAACAACACGGCCGGCGCGUCGCAGACGGUCACGGGCGUGAGCGGGCUGGAUGCGGACUCGACUUUUGUCUCUCUGGCGACAUAUCAGAUCGAACUUUUUGCCGGCGGGCAAGUCACUGGAUCUGUACACGGGAAUUCGGUCAAUGGGCUUGUGGUGUAUGAUCUUGCCACGGGGGCUUACACACCUACGCAACCCCCUGCUCUGCAGAAUUCGGCCGGAGGUGUGAUCGUGAAUGCGAUUAUGGUUCAGCCCAAUACCGCGGCCGUGUACGUGGGUGGGCAGUUCUCCUCUGCCGGCUCUCUGCCUUGUAGCACGUUAUGCUACUAUGAUGCCAGUGCGCGGCAGUGGAAUACGCCCGGUUCCGGACUCGCGGGGACGGUGAAUGCGAUGAUCUGGUCCACUACCACCGAGCUGGUCGUGGCGGGGAAUCUGUCCGUGGCCGGGAUGUCGACGCAGCUGGUGAGGUAUGACAGCAAAGCGCAGACGUAUGCGCCGUACAGCACCACUGGUGCGGCGCUGCCGGGCCCGAUAAGCGUGCUCACGAAUGCGAAUACGCAGAACACCGCCUUCUGGGCGGCGGGCGUGGCGACGGGGAAUAAUUCCGCUUACCUUGCCAAAUACGCCGGCAACACCUGGACUGGCGUCGCGGGAUUGGGGGUGGGGACGACGAUUCGUGGAUUACAGCUUAUCGAUCUGACCGGCCCGCACGGCAAUACGGAGUUAGUUCCUGCGACCGAGGUGUUGAUGGUGAUGGGGAACAUCAAUCUCCCCUCUUUCGGCAACGUCAGCGCCGCGUUGUUCAACGGCACGACUUUCCAGCCGUUCGUACUCACUAACACCCAAUCGGGGAGUCAAGGGAGCGUCGGCUCCGUCUUCGUCAGGUACGUCCCCUUCUCCCUCCUCUUCCCCAUCAAUUUCCCCGACACAAAUACAAGCAGCACCGUACUAACAUGACUCACCACAGCAACCCCACCGCCCUAAUGUCGCAUAACAAACCGCACCUCCACCUCGGCCUCGUCGUGCUGAUCGGUCUGGCGAUAUCACUGGGUCUGAUCUUCUUUAUCGUUGUGGCCGGGUUACUGCUUGAGCGGCAGAGGAGGCGGAGGGAGGGGUAUGUGCCCAUGCGGCAGAGGGAUAAGCGGGGUGGGAAUGGAAAUGGGAAUUUGCAGCGCAUUCCGCCGGAGUCGUUGGUUGAGGGGGCGACGGGGGUGAGGGUGGUACGCUUAUCUACGGCCGUGAGGAUUAUGAUGGGAGUUGGCGCUGGUUU